This is a messenger RNA of Oryza sativa Japonica Group (Japanese rice), 1174 nucleotides long. Its product is annotated as senescence-specific cysteine protease SAG39. Gene Ontology annotation, molecular function: cysteine-type endopeptidase activity. The record is from RefSeq and is a predicted model, not a curated record. Gene Ontology annotation, cellular component: lysosome. Lineage: Eukaryota; Viridiplantae; Streptophyta; Magnoliopsida; Poales; Poaceae.
CGAGUACAGAUCAGAAGCAGUAGUGAGCAACCACUGACAAAGUCUGAUCAACCAUGGCCAUCCCCAAGGCUCUGCUCUUUGCCAUCCUCAGCUGCCUCUGCCUCUGCAGCGCUGUUCUAGCAGCUCGCGAGCAGAGCGACCACGCAGCCAUGGUGGCGAGGCACGAGAGGUGGAUGGAACAGUAUGGGCGGGUGUACAAGGAUGCUACUGAGAAGGCACGUCGAUUUGAGAUAUUCAAAGCCAACGUCGCAUUCAUCGAGUCGUUCAAUGCAGGCAACCACAAGUUUUGGCUCGGCGUUAACCAGUUCGCUGACCUCACCAACUAUGAGUUCCGGGCGACGAAGACCAACAAGGGAUUCAUUCCUAGCACGGUUAGGGUUCCUACCACAUUCAGGUAUGAGAAUGUUAGCAUUGACACGCUUCCAGCAACCGUGGACUGGAGAACCAAGGGCGCUGUCACACCCAUCAAGGACCAAGGCCAGUGUGGUUGUUGCUGGGCAUUUUCGGCCGUGGCAGCCAUGGAGGGUAUUGUCAAGUUGAGCACGGGCAAGCUUAUCUCCCUCUCUGAGCAAGAGCUUGUUGACUGCGAUGUUCAUGGCGAGGAUCAGGGCUGCGAGGGAGGGCUCAUGGAUGAUGCCUUCAAAUUCAUCAUCAAGAAUGGUGGCCUCACCACUGAGUCUAAGUACCCAUACACAGCGGCAGACGGCAAGUGCAAUGGUGGAUCCAACAGCGCCGCAACAAUCAAGGGCUACGAGGAUGUGCCAGCUAACAAUGAGGCCGCACUCAUGAAGGCCGUGGCAAACCAACCUGUUUCUGUUGCCGUGGAUGGAGGCGACAUGACAUUCCAGUUCUACUCUGGUGGCGUGAUGACCGGCUCAUGCGGCACUGACUUAGACCAUGGGAUUGUAGCCAUUGGCUAUGGCAAGGACGGUGAUGGCACACAAUAUUGGUUGCUGAAGAACUCCUGGGGCACAACAUGGGGUGAGAAUGGCUUCCUGAGAAUGGAGAAAGACAUUUCCGACAAGAGGGGCAUGUGUGGGCUUGCCAUGGAGCCUUCAUACCCAACUGCGUAAUUUCAAUAUGUGUAUUCUAAUGCCACAUAUGUAUGUACGUAGUAAAUAAUUAUAUGUAUCAUGCAUGUUCAAUGCAUAAUUGCAUAUAUCAGUUUAUGCUA